Nannospalax galili (Upper Galilee mountains blind mole rat) is the source of this 3847-nucleotide messenger RNA. It is a transcript of the gene Myo1f, whose product is annotated as myosin IF. Lineage: Eukaryota; Metazoa; Chordata; Mammalia; Rodentia; Spalacidae. Gene Ontology annotation, cellular component: plasma membrane; myosin complex; vesicle. Gene Ontology annotation, molecular function: actin filament binding; microfilament motor activity; ATP binding. The transcript is spliced from 28 exons. The coding region runs from base 150 to 3446 and encodes 1098 amino acids. Gene Ontology annotation, biological process: vesicle transport along actin filament; actin filament organization. The record is from RefSeq and is a predicted model, not a curated record.
CAAAGGAAGUGAGAGAGGGGCUGCUGUAACAGGAACUAGGACCAGGAGUCAGUGAAGGAGCAGGAGUAGGGCCAUGCCCGAGCCGCCCCCAAGAGCCUCCUGAGCCUACCCCAUCGUCACCCACAGGAGCCCAGACGCCAACCCUCACCAUGGGCAGCAAGGAGCGCUUUCACUGGCAGAGUCACAACGUGAAGCAGAGUGGCGUGGACGACAUGGUACUGCUGCCACAGAUCACUGAGGACGCCAUCGUGAGCAACCUCCGCAAGCGCUUCAUGGAUGACUACAUCUUCACAUACAUCGGCUCGGUGCUUAUCUCUGUUAACCCCUUCAAGCAGAUGCCCUACUUCACUGACCGGGAGAUUGACCUCUACCAGGGCGCGGCUCAAUAUGAGAAUCCUCCCCACAUCUAUGCCCUUACUGACAACAUGUACCGGAACAUGCUGAUCGACUCUGAGAAUCAAUGUGUCAUUAUCAGUGGAGAGAGUGGAGCUGGGAAGACAGUGGCUGCUAAAUACAUCAUGGGCUAUAUCUCCAAGGUGUCUGGUGGGGGAGAGAAGGUUCAGCACGUCAAAGAUAUCAUCCUACAGUCAAACCCACUGCUGGAGGCCUUUGGCAACGCCAAGACUGUGCGCAACAACAAUUCCAGCCGCUUUGGCAAGUACUUUGAGAUCCAGUUCAGCCGUGGUGGGGAGCCAGAUGGAGGCAAGAUCUCCAACUUUCUGCUUGAGAAGUCUCGUGUGGUUAUGCAGAAUGAGAACGAGAGGAAUUUCCACAUCUACUACCAGCUUCUGGAAGGGGCCUCCCAGGAGCAGCGGCAGAACCUGGGGCUCAUGACGCCUGACUACUAUUACUAUCUCAACCAAUCAGACACCUACAAGGUGGAAGGCACUGAUGACCGGAGUGACUUCAAUGAGACCCUGAAUGCCAUGCAGGUCAUUGGAAUUCCAUCCAGUGUGCAGCAGCUGGUCCUGCAGCUCGUGGCAGGGAUCUUGCACCUGGGGAACAUCAGCUUCUGUGAAGAGGGGAAUUACGCUCGUGUGGAGAGCACAGACCUCCUGGCCUUUCCAGCCUACCUGCUGGGCAUAGACAGUGGGCGGCUGCAGGAGAAGCUGACCAGCCGUAAGAUGGACAGCAAAUGGGGUGGACGCAGUGAGUCCAUUGACGUGACCCUCAAUGUGGAACAGGCGGCCUACACCCGUGAUGCCCUGGCUAAGGGACUCUAUGCCCGCCUCUUUGACUUCCUGGUGGAGGCCAUCAACCGCGCUAUGCAGAAGCCACAGGAAGAAUACAGUAUUGGUGUCCUAGACAUCUACGGCUUCGAGAUCUUCCAGAAAAACGGCUUUGAGCAGUUCUGCAUCAACUUCGUCAAUGAAAAGCUGCAGCAGAUCUUUAUUGAGCUCACCCUGAAGGCAGAGCAGGAGGAAUAUGUGCAAGAGGGCAUCCGCUGGACCCCCAUUGAGUACUUCAACAACAAAGUCGUGUGUGACCUCAUCGAAAAUAAGCUGAGCCCCCCAGGCAUCAUGAGCGUGCUAGACGACGUGUGUGCCACGAUGCACGCCACCGGAGGAGGCGCGGACCAGACCCUGCUGCAGAAGUUGCAGGCGGCGGUGGGCACCCACGAGCACUUCAACAGCUGGAGCGCUGGCUUCGUCAUCCAUCAUUACGCAGGCAAAGUCUCCUAUGACGUCAGUGGCUUCUGUGAGAGGAAUCGUGAUGUUCUCUUCUCUGACCUUAUAGAACUGAUGCAGUCCAGUGAACAGGCCUUCCUUCAGAUGCUCUUUCCUGAAAAGCUGGAUGUAGACAAGAAGGGUCGCCCCAGCACUGCUGGCUCCAAGAUCAAGAAACAAGCCAAUGACCUGGUGUCUACACUGAAGAAGUGCACACCCCACUACAUCCGCUGCAUCAAACCCAAUGAGACCAAACGGCCCCGGGACUGGGAGGAAAGCAGGGUGAAGCACCAGGUGGAAUACCUGGGCCUGAGGGAGAACAUCCGGGUGCGAAGGGCGGGCUUUGCCUACCGUCGUCAGUUCUCCAAGUUCCUGCAGAGGUACGCUAUUCUGACCCCUGAGACAUGGCCACGGUGGCGUGGAGAUGAACGCCAGGGUGUCCAGCACCUGCUUCGCGCUGUCAAUAUGGAGCCAGAUCAGUAUCAGAUGGGGAGCACCAAGGUCUUCGUUAAGAACCCAGAGUCACUUUUCCUCCUGGAGGAGAUGCGAGAGCGGAAGUUCGAUGGCUUUGCCCGCACCAUCCAGAAAGCCUGGCGCCGCCACGUGGCAGUCCGGAAGUAUGAGGAGAUGCGUGAAGAAGCCUCCAACAUUCUGCUUAACAAGAAGGAACGCAGGCGGAACAGCAUCAACCGGAACUUUGUCGGGGACUACCUGGGACUGGAGGAGCGGCCCGAGCUGCGGCAGUUCCUGGCCAAGAGGGAGCGUGUGGACUUUGCUGACUCAGUCACGAAGUACGACCGUCGCUUUAAGCCCAUCAAACGGGACUUGAUCCUUACUCCUAAGUGUAUAUAUGUGAUUGGGAGAGAGAAGGUGAAGAAGGGACCAGAGAAGGGCCAGGUGCGGGAAGUCCUGAAGAAGAAACUGGAGAUCCAGGCCCUUCGAGGAGUGUCCCUCAGCACCCGGCAGGAUGAUUUCUUCAUUCUCCAAGAAGAUGCCGCGGACAGCUUCCUAGAGAGUGUCUUCAAGACCGAGUUCAUCAGCCUUCUGUGCAAGCGCUUCAAAGAGGCAGCUCGGAAGCCCCUGCCCCUCACCUUCAGCGACACACUACAGUUCCGGGUGAAGAAGGAAGGCUGGGGCGGAGGCAGCACCCGUAGCGUCACCUUCUCCCGUGGGUCCGGCGAGGUGGUCGUGCUCAAGGCUGGUGGCCGAGCGCUCGCGGUCAGCAUCGGGGAUGGGCUGCCCAAGAGCUCCAAGCCUACACGGAAGGGAAUGGCUCAAGGAAGGCCUCGAAGGUCAGCACAAGCCCCAACUCGAGCAGCACCGGGGCCCCCCAGAGGCCUGGAUCGAAAUGGGGUGGCCCCCUCUUCCCGAGGGGGGCCCCUGCCCCUGGAAAUCACAUCUGGAAGGAGUUCCCAGAGGCCUCCCCGGGGUCCUCCAUCCUCAACCCUGGGAGCCAGCAGACGUCCCCGGGCACGGCCACCCUCAGAGCACAAUACAGAAUUCCUCAAUGUGCCUGACCAGGGUGUUGCAGGCAUGCAAAGGAAGCGAAGUAUAGGGCAGAGACCGGUACCUGGCGUGGGCCGGCCCAAGCCCCAACCACGGAUACAUGGCCCCAGGUGCCGGGCACUGUACCAAUACAUAGGCCAAGAUGUGGAUGAGCUGAGCUUCAAUGUGAAUGAGGUCAUCGAAAUCCUCAUGGAAGAUUCCUCUGGCUGGUGGAAGGGCCGGCUGCAUGGCCAGGAGGGUCUCUUCCCAGGCAACUAUGUGGAGAAGAUCUGAACCAGAAGCCUGAGAUUGUCUUCCCACCAGUCUGCCUGCUUGACUACCAGAUGCUAGUCCCUGCCAGUGGGAGCCUCAGUUACCUUGGCUGUACUGGCCAGAAUGCCCAGGCCUAUGGCCUGCAGCCUAGUGGAGGACCUGGGUGUCAGGGUCACCACUGUAGCACCUCUGCCAGGCACUGGCCUCCCACAGGUUUCACUUGCUGUCCAAGUCUCCACCUUUUCAUGUGUCCAACCGGAUUCACUGCAGAACCUACCUCCCAGCUGCCUUGUGUGUAUGAAAUGAAUCAUGUGCCCUGUGGACAAAGUGCUGGGCACAGUCUGGGGGUUAGGGGACUUUGACAAACGUGACUUCCCGCCUUCUCUCAUCAUUGAGGCAAUAAACAUGUGCCAGGUGAAAGC